Messenger RNA from Peromyscus eremicus (cactus mouse), 1937 nucleotides. It is a transcript of the gene Ccdc63, whose product is annotated as coiled-coil domain containing 63. Lineage: Eukaryota; Metazoa; Chordata; Mammalia; Rodentia; Cricetidae. The transcript has 12 exons. Gene Ontology annotation, cellular component: axoneme. The record is from RefSeq and is a predicted model, not a curated record. Gene Ontology annotation, biological process: cilium movement; outer dynein arm assembly. The coding region runs from base 200 to 1885 and encodes 561 amino acids.
CGUGUUCCAGGGCGGAGAACGCGGGGGUGCGGAGCUUGGCUGAGUCCAAACGCUCGCGUGCCUCAGUCUACCCGGAGUCGCGGGAGCCGAGGGUGGACAUUGCCAAGAGACAGAGAGAGACAGGAGAGAGAGGUGGGCUUGCAGGCUGUGACCUCCAGGACCCAGUGUCUAAGCAGAAAGGAAGCUCAGAUCCGUCCCAAUGCCAAUGGUGAAGAAACACAGGAGGAAGGUCUCUGUAGUCCUUCCGGAACUCUCCGAGAAGGCCAAAGAACAGCUGGCCGAGGCGGAGCUAAGGAAACUGAGGCAGCAGUUCCGCAAGAUGGUGGAGAGCAGAAAGUCCUUCAACUUCCGCAACCAGCGCAUGAUCGCCAACCAGUAUAAGGAAAUCGAGAAUCUGAAAGCUGAGCAGGCAGAGACCACCCUGCUUCUGAGCCUCAUGAAGUCUCCGAAGAACCUGGACCUGAACCAGAAAAACUUCAUGGAGCUGCGCUUCCUGCUGCAGACCAAGGGGGACUAUGAGGCACUUAUCACCUCCAUGAAGGUUCUGUUGGGAGAGCUGGAUGACAAGAUUGUUCAGAUGGAGAGGAAGAUCUCCAAUCAGAGACAAAUCUUCCUGAAGACACAAGAGGCCAAUAAUCCCCGGAAGCUGCAGAAACAGAUCCAUAUUCUGGAGACCCGACUGAACCUGGUCACUGUCCACUUUGACAAGAUGCUGACCUCCAAUGCCCAGCUCCGGAAGGACAUUGAGGAUCUCCUCUUUGAGAAGGCCGCCUAUGACCAUGUCUACCAGCAGCUUCAGCGGCGUCUGCAAACACAGAAGAAGACCAUGAAUGUGGCCAUCGAGCAGUCUGCCCAGGCCUAUGAGCAGAGGGUGGAAGCCAUGGCCCGGAUGGCUGCCAUGAAGGACCGCCAGCAGAAAGACAUCUCUCAGUACAACCUGGAGAUCCGUGAGCUGGAGCGCCUGUACGCUCAUGAGACCAAACUCAAGUCCUUCCUGCUUGUCAAACUCAACGACCGCACCGAAUUCGAGGAGCAGGCCAAGAAGAAGGGAGUGGCCAAGGUCAAGAAACCCGGGAAGAAAAGCAAGGGCGAAAGCUUCGAGAGCUACGAGGUGGCGCAUCUGCGGCUGCUGAAGCUGGCGGAGAACGGGGACCUGAACCAGCUCACCAAGGACUUCCUGGCCAAGGAGGAAAAGAACUUUGCCCGCUUCACCUACGUCACCGAGCUCAACAACGACAUGGAGACCAUGCACAAGAGGACCCAGAGGAUCCAGGAUGACAUCAUCAACCUUCGGUCCCAGCAGCAAUCCUCUCACGAGGGCACCCGGAGCGUCCUGAGACAGAUGGAGGAGAAACUGAGGAAGACCACGGAGGAGGCGGAUGUUUAUGAGAACAAAUACAAGGAGAUGAGUAAGACCCUGGAAUACCUCAAGACCUCGGUGGAAAAGCUGUUUAAGAAGAUUAACUGUGACGCCACGGAGAUCCUGGGGAAGCUGGGUGAGACCGGGAAGAUCACGGACAUCAACCUCCAGCAGUACUUCGCCAUCAUAGAGAAGAAGACCAACGACCUGCUGAUUCUGGAGUCCUUCCGGCGCCUGCAGGAGGCGGAGGGGCCCGAUGUCGAUGUCCCACAGCCCUUCGUCAACCCCUUCUGGGGCGGCUCUGCCCUCCUCAAGGCCCCUGAGCCCACAAAGGUCAUGCCCCCCGUCUUUGGGUUAGAAUCCUUCAGUGACAAACUUGAAGAGGUGGAACAUCCCCUGGACCACAGUAGCCUCCGGCAGCUGGUCUUGGAGAACUACCUUCAGAAGGACCGUGGCAAGGACCUGCAGGACGCUCUGUUGGAGAAGGCGGAUGAACUCAGGGCCAAGAAGAAGGUGGUAGGCUGAGCUGCAGGUGGCUGUGGUCCACACCCAGAGAGAAUAAAUGUUUGCUUCCUGA